GUAAAUAAUGCUCAAAGAGUCCUUCUCACUGAUGCUGCUGUGACCUUCCUCAGGCUAUACGUAUUCGACGAGGGUUUCUAGCAGCUAAACGAUAAAAUCCUGCAGACCAUUCCGGAGUUGCCCGGGCCAGAGUUCUGCUGCAGCUACAUACUAACCGACACUCUUUUAUAAGACUCGAAUGUAGCUCCACGCAAUGAGCCCCGGGCGGGCCAGUCACACUUCAAAUUAACGUAUUCAAUUCGAAGCCUUGUAUUGUUCGCCUCCGUGAUACAGGCCACCAUAUAAAACGGCCAAGGAUGCCAUCAAGAACUUCAGAAGAUGACUCAUUCCAGAUCGCUUUCAUCUUUUUUUGCUCUGCCGGUGCUUGCCUUCUUCUCGCUGUCAGCUAGUGCGUUGCCUCAUCUUCGGACAGCGUCAAGCACGGCUACUCUCAAGCUUGCCAUCAGAAUAAACUCAUAUGGCAUUAGGAAUAUUGCGGCUGCAGAUCGAGCUCGAGUCCAAGUUCUACAAGCUGGCGGCAGCUCUUCCGUCAGUGCAACCAAUGCUGUGAUGAUGUACACCGCUGACGUUGGUGUGGGGAGUCCAGCAACGUACUACACACUCCUGGUAGACACCGGGAGCUCAAAUACCUGGAUUGGGGCUAACAAAGCUUAUGAGAAGACUGCCACGAGCAAGGACACGGGCAAUCACUUCUCUGUUUCAUAUGGCGAAGGACUGGAUGGCAGUUACGUUUCUGGAGAAGAAUACACAGAUACCGUAACGCUCAACUCUGAUCUGGUCAUCGACAACCAAUCUAUUGGUGUCGCAUAUGAAUACUCAGAUAUGGGCAGUCUGGAUGGAUUUCUUGGCGUGGGACCAGUUGAUUUAACGCAGGGCACCGUCAGAAAUACAAACGAUGUUGCUACUGUGACGGACAACCUCUAUAAGCAGGGAACAAUUAGUUCGGAAGUACUCGGAGUGUUCUUCGCACCUAUUUCUUCUGAUAAUACCGGUGGCGAGCUCACAUUCGGCGGUUAUGACGCCUCCAAAAUUACUGGAGACGUCAGUUAUGUGCCGAUCACAUCAACAUCUCCAGCAAGUGCAUACUGGGGCACUGAUCAAUCCAUCAGUUAUGGGUCUACGACUAUCUUGGAUGAGACUGCUGGCAUCGUCGAUACCGGAACCACCCUGAUUCUCAUUGCUUCUGAUGCCUUCGACAAAUAUCAGUCUGCGACCGGGGGGACCCUCGAUGAGGCCACUGGCUUGAUACAGAUCUCAUCUGGCCAGUACCAGCAACUCUCAUCCUUGUAUUUCACCACUGGUGGGGUUACUUAUGAGCUCACGCCGAAUGCACAAAUCUGGCCUCGAUCGUUGAAUAGCUACAUUGGUGGUACCACCGACGGCAUAUACCUGAUCGUCAGUAGCACUGGAAGUUCCAGUGGUUCUGGUUUGGAUUUUAUAAAUGGCUACUGUUUCCUCGAGCGGUUUUACUCUGUGUACGACACGACAAAUUCCCGAGUCGGAUUCGCCACCACUGAGUACACCUAUGCUACGACAAAUUAG
Messenger RNA from Suillus bovinus, 1542 nucleotides. Its product is annotated as acid protease. The transcript has 5 exons. The record is from RefSeq and is a predicted model, not a curated record. Lineage: Eukaryota; Fungi; Basidiomycota; Agaricomycetes; Boletales; Suillaceae. The coding region runs from base 319 to 1542 and encodes 407 amino acids. Gene Ontology annotation, molecular function: aspartic-type endopeptidase activity. Gene Ontology annotation, biological process: proteolysis.